Molecule: messenger RNA, 832 nt
Organism: Dendrobium catenatum
Lineage: Eukaryota; Viridiplantae; Streptophyta; Magnoliopsida; Asparagales; Orchidaceae
Product: homeobox-leucine zipper protein HOX14-like
Exons: 3
Coding region: 103-747 (214 amino acids)
Biological process (GO): positive regulation of DNA-templated transcription
Cellular component (GO): nucleus
Molecular function (GO): sequence-specific DNA binding; DNA-binding transcription factor activity, RNA polymerase II-specific
Source: RefSeq, a predicted model, not a curated record
ACCACCCCGCACCAGAAACCAGAAGCGAAUUUCUUUCUCUCUCCACAGUGAGAGAGAGAGAGAGAGAACGAAUUCAUCGCCGUCUCAAUCGCCGUCAAUUCAAUGGAAGAAGAGAAGUCUCUGAUCUCAUCCAUGGUCUCAUCCGAACUCUACUCCCAAAUGGCCCAAGGUGAGCCGAAGGCGCGGAGGCGGAGGAAGAAGGCGAAGAUUGUCGGCGAUGAAGAGAUGGAUAUUGUCUGCGAGGGAAAGAAGCGGCGGCUCAGUGAUGAUCAAGUGAGGUUUCUGGAGAUGAACUUCGGUAAGGAGCGCAAGCUGGAAUCCGGCCGGAAAGCUCAUCUCGCCAUUGAGCUCGGCCUCGAUCCUAAGCAGGUCGCCGUCUGGUUCCAGAACAGACGAGCUCGCUGGAAGAGCAAGCAACUCGAGGAUGAGUACGUUCGUCUCAGAUCAUCGCACGACUCCGUCUUAAUCGAGAAAUGCCGGCUCGAGAACGAGGUCUUGAUGCUUAAGGACAAGCUGGUUCAAUCAGAGGAGGAGAUCAAGAGAUUAACCUCAGGAGGCGGCGGCGGCGGCGGAGUAGGAGGAGGAACCGGCGAGGUGGCCGUCGCCGGGAGUCCGAGUUCUUCGAUGACGACGGCGACGCAUUUGGGGGAGUUUGGCAUGGAUGAGGGGGAUGGAAUGUAUGCGGCGGCGGCGUAUGGGGACAGUUACUACUACAAGUACAUGAUGGAGUUGGGCUAUCUGUAUUGAAUGUGAUAUCUAAAUUAGCGUGGCAAUUAAGAUGUGAUUAAUGUGUGAUUUAUGUUAAUAAGUUGGAUUAACUGAGUUUAGAAUA